AUGAAGAACUACUUCACAGCACGUCGCUUUGGUGCUAACGUGCAAAUUCUUCUCCAUGACCUGUGGGGCAUUGAUGGAUACGAUUCAGUUGCUGAUAUCCCUACACCUGGUGACAAUGGCGAUUGGACAGAUUACAACAACUUCCUUUCCGCAAUUUUCAGCAUUUUCAUCGAGAACAACGUAAUCGAUGGUGUUUACUUCGAUAUCACCAAUGAGAUCGACAACACCCAAUACUACACUAGGGGCCUUGAUCGGUAUUUGGAGAUCUGGGGCCUUACUUACCACCGAGUUGCGUACGUUCAAUUCCUUCAAACCCUUUCUACAUCUCACAACAUCUACGGCAGCACGUGUUCUGACUCUGAAUUCUUCUUAUAA
This is a messenger RNA of Penicillium cosmopolitanum, 375 nucleotides long. RefSeq lists its product as uncharacterized. The transcript has a single exon. Lineage: Eukaryota; Fungi; Ascomycota; Eurotiomycetes; Eurotiales; Aspergillaceae. Bases 1 to 375 code for a protein of 124 amino acids. The record is from RefSeq and is a predicted model, not a curated record.